Molecule: messenger RNA, 4040 nt
Organism: Alosa sapidissima (American shad)
Lineage: Eukaryota; Metazoa; Chordata; Actinopteri; Clupeiformes; Clupeidae
Exons: 2
Coding region: 998-2539 (513 amino acids)
Biological process (GO): regulation of neuron differentiation; cell surface receptor protein tyrosine kinase signaling pathway; positive regulation of peptidyl-serine phosphorylation
Molecular function (GO): nerve growth factor receptor binding; growth factor activity
Source: RefSeq, a predicted model, not a curated record
GAAAAAAGUGGCUAAUGAUGACCGCGUGAAACAGCAUGCGUACAGUUUUAUAUGGUUGAAGUCACCACUGCUUACCUUUUCUAAGUGCAAGGGGAAGUGUUGCACAUUAUAUAUAAAUAGGCUAGGUUGGCUGUGUGAAUGACCGAGCUUGUGGGUGGAGAUUACGCAACAUAUGAAAAAUCAUUAGAAGUCACGGAUAGGCUAAUCACUAAACAAAAAUAUCAGUCAAAUAAUUUAUGAGACCAACCCCCACGAGUCAUGGGUCUCAAAAAGUCACGAUCGGAAUUAUUCUAUUGAAAAUAGCCUACAUAGCAAAUCUAUGAUAUACCUUUCUCAGGCAGAUGUUGUCCCGUUUACCCCCUCCUAUCCUCUUCCCUCUGCCUUAAACCAAACCCUCCUCGUUUUUUUUCUUCGUAGGCUACUGUCUUCAAAGGACACUUCAUGUCGUGUUACAGGCUCUGGAUUGUCAUGGCAAAUUGACAGGAUUUUGGAGUCGGUUAUGGGGAUUCACGCUUAUUGUUAAAUCUGUAAGGCUGCAUUUUACUCAGUUUGUGGGAUUCGGAAGUCAACGAGGAGAACAAUCUGUUCCACGUCGGCAGAACUUGUUUAAACAGUUUUGAAACAGCAACUUUUGAGCAAAGUCGUAGCCUAAUUACAGUGCGCCGCUGUGAUUCCAGAAUUUAUUGAAAAUGUUGUCAUGCUACGCAUGUUCCUCGGUCUAUUUAUGAGUGAUCUUGAUACAACAAAUUACAUGCAGGCUUCCAGUGUGUAUUUUAUUUGUUUUUUAAUCGAUUUUGUGUUGGGUUUAAAAUUUGGGAAGCGAUAAACGGAGUUUGGUCAGGGAGAAAGGAAGGAUGAAUGCUGACACAUUUUCGUGUGAGCACGUUUCUAAAACAUUUAUUUCAUAAAACUGUCACAGACCUUGGAAUAAAUGCAGUGUCACCCGAGAGGACGUGUGGUCCGAAACUCACCUAAACGUUGAUACGUCCUGGGAGUGAUGCACUGGCUUCCUCUGGUUGCCAUGGUGAUUGCCUCGGCCUUGCCUUUCCCUCCAAGCCCUCUGACCAGGCUUGUUGCUGCUACGACCAACUCUAGCCAAAGCUUUGACAACCACCUCCUGGAUAGCAGCAACAGCAGUUUCUUGGAGGCUGGGUCGAGCACUCCUGUACAGGUGCCUGUGGACAACAUUUCCCAUGGUAAUGUUUUCCAAAAGGACUACAAUAUGGCUGCCAGGAAGGAGGGUGAAGCCUCCCAGCGCAGAGCAGUUGACCAUGUUCAGAGCACCUUGGAGGACUUCAGCUCAUUGUCCUACAAGAAGCAGAGGGAGCAAAUGGCCAAGAGGAAGCUCAAUCAAAAACCUUUAAAAGCUAAACAUAUGCUGAAGAGCAGCACUGACCUUGGUGAGUCAGAGCAGCAGGCCAGUAGUAAUGGCCAAAGCAUCAGGCAACAGGACACUGGGGACUAUGUAAUGCAUGGUUUAAAAAGCCAAGGGGACCACAGUAACCACGAUGACCAUACAUCACUGGACUCCAAACCAAAGCUUAGUCAGUUUGGCUCACAGGACAAAACUGACAGUUUGGAUGCACAGCACUCAGGUGAGACAGGACUACUAGAAGCAGAGACAGCUCGUCACAGCAUGCAGGACAGCGUGGCACUGAGUACAGCUCACACUUCUGAGUCCAGAAUAGGUCGACCACAGCCGGUGUUGGACACAGGGGGCAGCACACUAGAGCAGAGGGGAGCGCCAGAGGAAAGCCAAGCACAGGAGGUCACCGCGAGAGACACUGAGGAGACGCAGAGAGGAGUGUUCACGGGAUCGGCUCCGAGCCUCGCCGACGGGGGCCUGCUGGACGACGAGGACCUUCGGUUCCUGGACUCGCACCCGCGCGUGCUCUUCUCCUCGUCCCCGGUGCCCCCCAAGCACCCACCGCUGCUGCUCAUACUGGAGAGAGACCUGCUGGCGGGGCACGAGCCGGGAGCUGAGGACAGGGACUGGGAGGACGAGGAGGGGGUCGAUGUCGGCGGCACGGCGGCGGGUUCUCCCCAGGACGGGAAGGACGUCUUGGGGAGCGCGGCCAAGCCGCCGCGGCGGAGGAGUCGGCGCAGCGCCCAGGUGCAGCACCACAGCUACGAGCCACUGUCGAUGUGCGCCGAGGAAAGCACCUGGGUGACGGACAAGCGAACGGCCAUAGACCUCAAACACGAGACGGUCAAAAUCGUGCCCGAGAUCCCCACGCUGAGUGGCCCCAUCAAACAGUACUUCUACGAGACGAGCUGCCGCGUGGACCACGCGGCCCAGGGCUACGCCCAUGCCGCCUCCAACACCACGGGCCCCAGCAUGGAGGCCGGCCGCAGCUGCAUCGGGGUGGACAAGCGCCAGUGGAACAGCAGCUGCCAGACCAAGCAGUCGUAUGUGCGCGCGCUCACUGGCGACGACAAGAGACGCCGCUGGACCUGGAUCCGCAUCAACUCGUCGUGCGUGUGCGUGCUGUCGCGGGUCACCAAGAGCCGGCCAGUGAGGGUACAAGGGAAAAGAUGAAGGGGGUCGGGCGGGGGGAGGGGGGGGGUCUGGGACACUGAGGGGAAAAUGGAGAGAAGUGGUAGAAAAAGAUAGAUAUCAGAGAUAUCUUGAGACUGAGACUCCUGCGCUGAGAAAGUUGUGGGAAUGAUUGAAGGAAAGGAAAGAUGCAGAGAGAGAGAGAGAGAGAGAGAGAGAGAGAGAAAGAUAGAGUAAUGCUCUAGGGGACAACUGGGUUCCUGCUUGUGAGGGCAUCUCCAUGUCUGUAUGUCUGCACUCGCGUUCAGAGCAAAACUCAUAUCCAGAUGCCAUUCCUGUGUCAACUAUCAGAUUCCUCAGAUCCUCCCCUGUCUCUACUGCCCUCUCUCUUACUCACUCACUGAUGUGUCUUGCCUGCUCUUCUCAUCCUCACCAACCCUUUCACUUGCUACAUCUAUCAUUCCAUCAACCUACUGCUAUCUCAGCACAACUACGAGAAAACAACAUAACCUCAUUACUGGGACUUUAAGAGAAAAUACUUUCAUUAUAUAUUUUAUGUAUUAGAGGCUCAAAAUGUAAGACAUUUUGUAUUUUUUACUAUUUGUACUCUUUAAGUUAUUUGUUUUUGUUAGUAUAUCAGCAUGAGAACUUUUUUAUAUUAAUAUAUUGAUUUAUAUAUAUAUAUAUAUGUAUAUGUGAGAUCUAUUCCUUGAAAUGUGUGAUUGUAUGCAAGCUGGUUCUCGGAGAGGCUGAAUGCCUUCCCCACCCCACGUCGACACUCUCAGACCAGGGGUCUGAAAAUGAAUUUGCCAGCAGUUGUCUUUUCCAGUGAAUGGAAAAUUCCAUGCCAAUAAACAUCCAGAUUGGUGACCCGUGGACGAAAGCACACUUUUUGUCUCUCUUCAAAACCCGCUUGACUGCUCUUGUCGAGGUCCUCUCUCUCUCGUUUCACACUGUUGUACUAGUAGCAAUUACAGCAAACAUGCUGAUUGACACACUGUUGGAGACUAAUGGCUUACUUGGCACAGCGUCUCAGUGACGUCACAUUAGACGGACAUUCUUCACAUGCUGUAUUUGUGAGCUCCAGAACCACAAACGAAAAUAUGUCAGUCCGACAGUGUGACUUCAGAAAGUGAGAUUUGGAACGAUGACUCUGAAAGAACACAGCUGUGUACAGUCGAGAUGACCUCAAAAGCUUUCUCCAUUGACUCAAACAUGGAACACUGCAGAGAUAGAGCAGUGUCACGAAUGGAAGUGGAAUCCAAAACUAUAUGUGAGACUGCGACCACUAGUUUACUGGCGUAUUGUGUGCCAUUCUGCUGAGAGACUGCCAAUCCACACUUCUGGUUGCAUCAUGUGCCUGAACUUGUUAUACAACAUGUAGCUGUAAACAACUAGUACAAAAUAAUAUAAAGUAAAUUAUGAAGUGAAAUAAACAGUGUACUGCAGUAUCAUUGGAAGUAGCAUGACUUGCCACAUGCAUACUACGCACCACAAACUCUCACACAUGUGCACAUAUUAAAGGCUCACACCUGCAAAGGAA